Molecule: messenger RNA, 525 nt
Organism: Plasmodium relictum
Lineage: Eukaryota; Apicomplexa; Aconoidasida; Haemosporida; Plasmodiidae
Gene: ETRAMP
Product: early transcribed membrane protein
Exons: 1
Coding region: 1-525 (174 amino acids)
Source: RefSeq, a predicted model, not a curated record
AUGAAAAUUUCAAAAAUAAUUUAUUUUUUAAAUUUUAUAAUAUUUGUUAAUUUAUUAACACCAUGCUUAUCAAGUUAUUAUGAUCGUCACACUAAUAAUGAAUAUUCCUCAUUAAGAAGAUCUAUACAUUCGGUACCUGGUGGAAAUUGUUAUUCUACAGAUUCAUUUGGAAGAAAUACAGAUGAAGCAUCAAGUAUAUGUAGCGGUAGUUCUGAAGAAACUGAAAGUUUAAGUGGAAGCAGCACAAUUACUGAAGGAGAAGAAGAUAUUCCAAAUUGUGAAAAAUACUUCUCUCAUACUCGAUGCAAUAUUCCUCCUAAUUUACAAAUAUUUGUACAAUUUAUUACUAAAAAACUACAGAAAAAGUAUAAUGAUACUUUACCACAUUUUAAACAUCAUGUAAGGAACCCCGAUCAUUUAAGAGGAGUGAUUGUUUCUUCAGCAUCAAAGUAUGGUAUUCCAUUGUCAGAACAAAUGGUACAUACUUUAGUUAAGAAAGUAUAUAUUGAUAUAGUAACGGUAUAA